AGGUGGCUCCAGCUCAGGCUCCGCCCCCACGGCGCCCGCUUCCAAGAUGGCUGCAGCGAUGCCUGCCGGGUGGUAUGGGUGGCGGUGACAACAGGAAGCUGGAGACCAGCCUCCCGCGCCGCUGUCACCCGCCAAAGCCGCCACCCAGUCCCACCCCGCGGGGACCAGGUGGGGAGAGGUGGAGGGCGCCGCCCGGGCCGCCCGGCCGCGGAGACCCAGGUGGUGACGCUCCUGCACCUAAGGAGCAGCCCCGGGGCACGUGAAGAGCGCGAGGAGCCGCUUCCCGCCCGCCGCCCCCUUGGAGGCCGCCUGCUGCGCCCGUCCGGCCCGGCUGGAGAAAAGUCUCCUCUAGCUGCCCUGUCCCUGCUCCCUGAACUGAUGAUGCCUCACAUCUCUGCCUCACCGGGACCCCCUGGCACCCCAUGAUCUGCAAGAGGACAGCCUGAACCUCACCCUGUACCCAGGAUGCUGCGACGGCUGUUGGAGCGGCCCUGCACCCUGGCCCUACUCGUGGGUUCCCAGCUGGCGGUCAUGAUGUACCUGUCCCUGGGGGGCUUCCGGAGCCUCAGCGCCCUGUUUGGCAGGGAUCCGGGCCCAACGUUUGACUACUCUCACCCCCACGAUGUCUACAGCAAUCUCAGUCACCUGUCUGGGAUCCCCAUUGCCCCGGGGGGUCCCCCAGCUCUUCAGGGCCUGCCCUACUGUCCAGAACGGUCCCCUCUGCUAGUGGGUCCUGUGUCCGUGUCCUUUAGCCCUGUGCCAUCCCUGGCUGAGAUUGUAGAGCGGAAUCCCCGGGUGGAAGCUGGGGGCCGGUACCGCCCCCCAGGCUGUGAGCCCCGUUCCCGUACUGCAGUCAUUGUGCCCCACCGUGCCCGGGAGCACCACCUGCGCCUGCUGCUCUACCAUCUGCACCCCUUUCUGCAGCGCCAGCAGCUGGCCUACGGCAUCUAUGUCAUCCACCAGGCCGGAAAUGGGACCUUUAACCGGGCCAAGUUGCUGAACGUUGGGGUGCGUGAGGCCCUGCGUGAUGAGGAAUGGGACUGCCUUUUCCUACAUGAUGUGGACCUCUUGCCUGAGAAUGACCACAACUUGUAUGUGUGUGAUCCCCGGGGGCCUCGACACGUGGCGGUUGCCAUGAACAAGUUUGGAUACAGCCUCCCGUACCCCCAGUACUUUGGAGGAGUCUCCGCACUCACACCUGAUCAAUACCUGAAGAUGAAUGGCUUCCCCAACGAGUACUGGGGCUGGGGUGGAGAGGAUGACGACAUUGCCACCAGGGUGCGCCUGGCUGGGAUGAAGAUCUCCCGGCCCCCCACAUCUGUGGGUCACUACAAGAUGGUGAAGCAUCGGGGAGACAAGGGCAAUGAGGAGAACCCCCACAGGUUUGACCUCCUGAUACGGACUCAGAACUCCUGGACACAGGAUGGCAUGAACUCACUGACCUACCGCCUGCUGGCCCGAGAGCUGGGCCCACUCUACACGAACAUCACAGCAGACAUAGGGAGGGACCCACGUGGGCCUCGGACUCCCACUGGGCCCCGGUAUCCGCCUGGGUCCUCCCAGGCCUUCCGGCAAGAGAUGUUGCAGCGUCGGCCCCCUGCCCGGCCUGGGCCACUCCCGGCUGCCAACCACACAGCCCCCCGUGGCCCACUGUAAUCAUGAAUUGACUCCUCUGAGGGCUGGUUCUCCUGCCCGGACUCUGGGGGGCCUCCCCUCACUGCUGGACUGGAGCUGGGCUCCUCUCCCUCUGGAGGGCCCUCUCUCCUUUGAGAGUCCCCUGCCAGGAUCUGACUGUGAAUCCUUGAAUCAUGAUUUUUAAGUGCUGACUCCUAGGGGCUCCCUGCUCCUGGGACAGGACCAGGGCUGGACCCCGAGUGACAAGAGACCCAGCGCCCCCUCCCCUCACCCUGGCCCUGUGACUAUUUAUUCUAUUUAUGGUCCCCAGGAAGCCUCUCCUGGGAUAUGCUGGAGCACCCCCCCUUCUCAGCUGGGCUUGGGGGAGGCUGGGAUUUUGAUAUAUUUUCUAAUAAAGGACUACGUCUCA
Molecule: messenger RNA, 2044 nt
Organism: Erinaceus europaeus (western European hedgehog)
Lineage: Eukaryota; Metazoa; Chordata; Mammalia; Eulipotyphla; Erinaceidae
Gene: B4GALT3
Product: beta-1,4-galactosyltransferase 3
Exons: 9
Coding region: 466-1656 (396 amino acids)
Biological process (GO): carbohydrate metabolic process; galactosylceramide biosynthetic process
Molecular function (GO): glycosyltransferase activity
Source: RefSeq, a predicted model, not a curated record